Penicillium malachiteum is the source of this 4590-nucleotide messenger RNA. RefSeq lists its product as uncharacterized. The record is from RefSeq and is a predicted model, not a curated record. Bases 1 to 4590 code for a protein of 1529 amino acids. The transcript is spliced from 4 exons. Lineage: Eukaryota; Fungi; Ascomycota; Eurotiomycetes; Eurotiales; Aspergillaceae.
AUGGCGACUCCUAACAUGCAAGGGCAAGGUCGAGCAGGCCAGAAUCUUCCCGUGUACAAUUCCGCGCCGCCAAAUGCGAACAGCCCUCUCUCCCCAGCAAGCGGAGGAAACACGCCAAUCUCCUUCCAACCUAAUGUGAAUCGCUCAAAAACAAAACGAUGGGUAGAAGCCAAACAAUACUCAUAUGACGGUGGAGACUGGGGUGAUGAGGAUGAAGAGGAAGAAGAGGACGAGCCCCCAGUACCAGCAGCCGUGCCCCGCCCUCCAUAUGCAAGCCAAAGAACUGGCAGUUCCUCCGAGUUGAGCUCCAGACGCCUGUCCGGUCUAAUGCUAGGAGGUGAAAAUGAAAAUCGCGCGAGUCCCCCACCCGAUCAACAAAAGGCCGCCCCUUUUGUCAGGCCUGCGGAUUUGUACAAGCGCAUGCGGGAGGACAAGGGAAUGGCAGGUUCUCCCCAGACGGAAAUGCCUCCUCCCAGCACUUUCCCGGCGGCAAGAAAUGAAGUGCCACGCACCGAAAUCAUCAACAGCCCAUCUGAAGCAACACAAACAACACCGACCGUUGGUUUACCUGACAUUAGGCGAAUGUCCUCCUUUGGGGCUGACUUCUUGGGAGAUGAAUCCACUCUUCAUCCUACUACUAUUGAACCCUCAGAGCCCUCCUUGCAGCACAAUCCAUCUCAGGCUUCCCAGAUCUCACAGGCUUCCCAAGGCUUUACCUCUGUGGUUCACCAGGCUUUUGAUGUCCCACAGACCCCAAAUUCCACUACUGGCAGUGUAGCGCGCUCUAACAGUGAUGGAACAUCCGUGAUCAGUCCUAUCAUCAGUACUCGUGGUCCUCAUGAUGACAAGACCCCCACUAUUCCUGAAGAACCCGCUGAGUCGAAUACUCCCACCGGUGCUCCUAGCAACGGGCCUGCUAUUAUCCCAGGUCAUCGACGUGAUAUGAGUCUCCCAGAACGGGACAACAGUCCUUCAAAAAGACCGGUUGUCACCGAGCAUGAUCCCCCAAUGGGAAGUCCAGCAGAAAUGGCCUCUGUCUCUCCGGGUGAGCCUCACUUGCCGCAACAGUCUCCCCAAGAUGUCUCUCCCAAUGCUGCCGAGAAGGAUUUUGUUGCACCUCUCAAGUUGGGUGAUCGGAAGCUAUCUGAUCAAUCUGCAACUGAGGGAUACCGUGGUCCUAUCCCCACAAUUAUUCCUGCUACAGUCAUGGAUGAAUCACCGGAAGAUGGCGAUAGCGACCGGUUGCGAGAAGAAAUCAUGCGCUCGCUGAGUAGAGAAGGCUCCCAAGAGCCAGAGCAGAUUCCCCAUUCUCAGGCAGGCGAAUCUAGGGAGACGUCAAUUCCGCACCAGUACGAAAAGUACUGGGAUGGCCAAACUGGCCCCAGCCCAGAGGAAGUUCCCAGGCCUUUGGUUUCCGAUGCUCAUCCCGAUUGGAACAAAACCCAUCCAUUGGGCUCGCAAGACCCAUAUGCUAGUAAUCAAGCAUCCGCUGAGCCUCCAUUAGCAGCUGAUGAAGCAUCCAAGAAACCACGUUUGGAGAGACGGUUCUCGUGGGAAUCAACAUCAACUGCGACUGAGUCAACACCUCAACCCGCUCCAGCGAGUGAAGACCCCUUGGCCUCGAGAGACGAGGAGUCAGCUACACGUGCGCCCGGACCUGUCGGUGGAGAGCUACCAAACUAUGAUAGCGAAGGCAGCCAGCGCACCGAGAAGCCGAGACUUUCUAUUGUACCUCCAAUUCCUGAAGGGGGGAUUACACCUCCAGUGCAGGUCAUGGGACCAGUUGAUGGCCUCGAGCCUCAGACAAACAUUCCUGAGGUUUCGGCUUUGGGAGCAGCUACUGUGGACGAGAAAAAACUUCAGGGUUUCCGGGACAUUCUCAACCUUACGUCUACCAGUGAGCGCACCAAAGCUUUCGACAAGACGAGAGACCAAUUCGCCGUUCUGAACUCUGGCCUGAAUAACUGGCUUCAAAUGACUAUUCACGAUCACCCAGAGCAUGCCGAUGUGGUUCAGUCAAGCCAGAAUCCGACCGCUGUGCAUCGAAACUCUCCGACUCGGACUCGAUUCCCCAAACUCACAUCUUUGGGUGCGAUUACUACGUCUCGAGAUGAUGCUACACCUACUGCUACCAGUCACAUAAGACGUCCGUCGGGUAACAUUGGAACCAUCAUGAAUAAGUCAAAUGUUGAACAGCGAGGAAAGGAGUUUCUCCAUACGGCGGGUACUUUUGGUGGCAAGGCAGGUGAAGCAGCGAAGGGCUUGUUUGCCAAGGGCAGGAGCAAGUUUCGAGCAAGUGGAGACAAGGGUCAAUCAUCAAAUUCUCGCAGCGAAAGCUUCAACUUUUCGCCCGAAUCCAACCCAUCCCAAUGCCAGAGUGAACCUCCCAAACGCAACUCUCUCAAUUUAAGCAGUCUGCCUGUCUUCAAAUUUGGACAAAAUAGGAACCCUUCUGCUGCUUCCGCGGAUCCCAACGAUAAACGGAAUGAUACGCACUCUGGGAAGCGACUCAAGUCAACUGGAUCAACAGAUAUCCUUCACUCGCAGACCGAUCCAGGGGUUGGUCCUUCCGGUCGGGCUGUCUCACAACCAUUGACAUCGGCAGAUGGUCAAAGGUCAGGUUGGGUUGGGGAACUUGAGCAGGAAAUGAUUUCUGCCCUUGGUCUUUCUCCAACUGCAAAUAACUCUCAGUAUGAUCCGCUGGUCAUAGAUGGACCAACAUCAUCUUCGCGUGUACCACUUGAGCGUGGAAUUUCCGAACAGGGUCAAAGUCAAGAAGCACCGCUGGCACCCCUGCCAACAUCGAAGUACGCUUUUAAAGCGUAUCAGAAGAAGAAGCAACCUGGAAGUCAUUCUUUAAGGAGAGAUAAAUCUCUGCCUGAGGUCCCUUCCAGUCAAGACUACUUUGAGGCGCCGGUGUCUCCUGUAUCGCCAGAGUCAGGCAACUCUGAGCCUGCUGGAGGAGUGUCGCAGCUCCCAAUACUUACAAUUCGUCCUGUUGUUGAAGUCAAGCCUUCUGAUCCGCCCAAUCCUAUUUCAAAAGAGAUUCCUCCGCAAGAUAAUGCUCCACCAGCGCCGCCGAAGGAUGUCGCACAUCUCAAGACAGGGCAUGCCGCACGCCAGCCAUCCGUCUCGACGCUUGGAAUUGAUGAGAGACGAGGAUUUGAUGAACUGGAUGAUGACUUUGACACUCCACCAUCUCCACUUGAGCCUCCCUCGCCAGAAGCACCAAUUCCUUUUUACGGCAGCCCUAUCCCUGAAGCCAAAACUUCUUACACUUCUGUGCCAUCUGUCGAAGAAAGCCGGCCUGAUGCUGAAGGUGUUUCAGCCACGUUUACUUCCAGACCCUCAACAUCGGCACAAGCUCUUGAUGCAAACCAAAAGUCAAUUGGCGGGCUCCCGCCUUCUGCGCCGAAUAUGCAAAGUCCCUUGCGAAAUGAAGUCAGGUACUCGCCGGCAACCCGAAGUAGCAUGGUGAGUUUCGGAAGCUGGGGUAAUAACGGCAGAGGGACACGACCAACAACUCCUGCUAAUGAGCUCUCCUCGCUUAACAUUGAGUCAAUUCCUCAGGCACAAAAUGGUGAAUCUAAGAGGGAGAAAUUGAAGGGUUUCGGGAAGCGGCGCCGGGCUUCGGUGGGCGAUCUCUUGUCUGGAAUCCAAGGUGGACUCCAGGGACUUCAACAGAAGAUUCAUCAAGAGCCUCAAGCUAAGGAGAAGGGACAUCAACGCAAGGUUACUUUCGGAAAAAUAAGUAACCUCUUCACGCGUUCCGAGCCGAAAUUUUCCGAGACUGGCGAGAGCGGCCGUCGAAAGUCCAUGGGUAAUGAUCUUGAUGAAAGAGAUCUGCCACGGAAAUCAACGGAUCGAAAAAAUGUGCCAAAUUCACAGAAAAUACGUAAAUCCGUCGACAAAGCUCUGCCUGAAGCGCCACCUGCUGAGUUUACAUCGUCGUCACGACAGUCCUAUGAAGGACCUGCCCGUCAGCGCGCAAGUUUUCAACUUUCCUCCGGUCCAUCGUCCAAUGCUUUGGCAGCAGGACGUUUUUACUCGCAGUCUCAGGCUACUGAUAGCCCUUCUACCGCUCAACAUACCCGAGUGAAUAGUAUGCCUCUGAUGAGCCAUAUGGGUCAACCCCUGUCGCCCAUCGCACAAUCCGAAUCGGACCAUAAUGGUUCCAUGGAAUUCCACCCUCAUGGACUGGAAGACCGAAUCUCUCAAGAGAAUCGAUGGCCAGGCCCACAAGAUUCAUCGGGACAGACGAUGCAAGGAGCGGUCCAACACAGUCCAAGCCAUGAAUAUGAUUAUGAGUAUGAGCCUUCCCACCCAGGUCAUAAUCCCAACCUCAAUAUCCGAUCCCGCAAAUCGACCGACGCCCCAGCCAUUUCUAUGACCAACAUUGAGCCCCGAAAUGUCACUGUUUCGGGCAUGUCUAGUGUGACUUAUUCCGAGCAUCCCCAUCGAGACGAGUCUCGAACAUUGACACGCAAUACCCAACCUGUUGAACUCGCCCUUCGAGAUGACACAAGUGAUGAGAUUGUUAUGUCUCCCACUGCUUAUCCCGGGCAAGAAUGGAUGCCAAUGCAAUGCUAG